AUGAUGGCAGGGGCGGGAGCCCCCUUCGCCAAUGGCUGCGGGUCCUGCGCCCCGCCGGAGGCCGAGGCUCUGAAUCUCUGCCGGAGUUUGGAAGUGGGCACCGUCAUGACCUUGUUCUACUCCAAGAAAUCCCAGCGACCAGAGAGGAAAACCUUCCAGGUCAAGUUGGAGACCAGGCAGAUCACGUGGAGCCGUGGGGCAGAUAAAAUCGAGGGAGCCGUUGAUAUUCGUGAAAUCAAGGAGAUUCGCCCAGGGAAGACCUCUCGUGACUUUGACCGCUACCAGGAAGACCCAGCUUUCCGGCCUGACCAGUCCCAUUGCUUUGUCAUCCUGUAUGGCAUGGAAUUCCGCCUGAAAACCCUUAGUCUGCAAGCCACAUCGGAGGACGAAGUGAACAUGUGGAUCAAAGGCUUGAAUUGGCUUGUGACUGACACCACCCAGUCUGCCACUCCUCUGCAGAUUGAGAGGUGGCUGCGGAAGCAGUUCUACUCAGUAGAUCGGAAUCGGGAAGACAGGAUUUCUGCCAAGGAUCUUAAGAACAUGCUGUCCCAGGUCAACUACCGAGUUCCCAACAUGCGGUUCUUGAGGGAACGGUUGACGGAUCUGGAGCAGCGGAGUGGGGACAUCACCUAUGGACAGUUUGCACAGCUCUACCGGAGCCUCAUGUUCAGUGCCCAGAAAUCGAUGGACCUUCCUUUCCUGGAAGCUGGCACCCUGAGGGGUGGAGAUCGACCUGAGCUCUGCAGAGUGUCCCUGGCUGAGUUUCAGCAGUUUCUCUUGGAAUACCAGGGGGAGCUGUGGGCCACUGACCGGCUCCAGGUACAGGAGUUCAUGCUCAACUUCCUCCAAGACCCACUCCGGGAGAUAGAGGAGCCUUACUUCUUCCUGGAUGAGUUUGUUACCUUCCUGUUCUCCAAAGAGAACAACAUCUGGAACUCCCAGCUGGAUUCGGUGUGUGUCGACACCAUGAACAAUCCCUUGUCUCAGUAUUGGAUCUCUUCAUCCCAUAACACGUACCUGACGGGGGACCAGUUCUCCAGCGAGUCCUCCUUGGAAGCUUAUGCACGGUGUCUUCGCAUGGGCUGUCGAUGCAUUGAGUUGGACUGUUGGGACGGGCCAGAUGGGAUGCCUGUCAUCUACCACGGACAUACCCUCACCACCAAGAUCAAGUUCUCUGACGUUCUCCAUACCAUCAAGGAGCAUGCAUUCGUGACCUCAGAGUACCCAGUGAUCUUGUCCAUUGAAGAUCAUUGUAGCAUUGCUCAGCAGAGAAACAUGGCCCAGCACUUCAAGAAAGUAUUUGGUGACACCCUUCUUACCAAGCCUGUGGACAUCGCUGCUGAUGGUCUGCCUUCCCCCAACCAGCUCAAGAGAAAAAUCCUUAUCAAGCACAAGAAGCUGGCCGAGGGCAGUGCCUACGAGGAGGUGCCCACAUCGGUGAUGUACUCGGAGAAUGACAUCAGCAAUUCCAUCAAGAAUGGCAUCCUCUACUUGGAAGACCCCAUUAACCACGAGUGGUACCCGCACUACUUUGUACUGACCAGCAGCAAAAUCUACUACUCAGAGGAGACAAAUAGUGAUCAGGGCAACGAUGAUGAGGAGGAACCAAAGGAGGUGAAUAGCAGUGCAGAGCUACACUCCAGCGAGAAAUGGUUCCAUGGGAAGCUGGGGGCUGGUCGUGAUGGGCGGCACAUUGCUGAGAGACUGCUCACUGAAUACUGCAUUGAGACGGGAGCCCCUGAUGGCUCCUUUCUGGUUCGAGAGAGCGAGACUUUUGUCGGGGACUACACGCUCUCCUUCUGGCGGAACGGGAAGGUCCAGCAUUGCCGGAUCCACUCACGCCAGGAUGCCGGGAGCCCAAAAUUCUUCCUGACAGACAACCUGGUAUUUGACUCGCUCUACGACCUGAUCACCCACUACCAGCAGGUGCCAUUGAGAUGCAAUGAGUUCGAGAUGCGCCUUACGGAGCCCGUGCCUCAGACCAAUGCCCACGAGAGCAAAGAGUGGUACCAUGCAAGUCUGACCCGAGCCCAGGCGGAGCACAUGUUAAUGCGUGUACCCCGGGAUGGAGCCUUCCUGGUGCGAAAACGGAGUGAACCCAACUCCUACGCCAUCUCCUUCCGGGCCGAAGGCAAGAUCAAACAUUGCCGCGUCCAGCAGGAGGGGCAGACCGUGAUGCUGGGGAACUCUGAGUUUGACAGCCUCGUAGACCUCAUCAGUUACUACGAGAAGCACCCGCUCUACCGAAAGAUGAAGCUCCGGUACCCCAUCAAUGAGGAGGCACUAGAGAAGAUCGGCACAGCGGAGCCAGACUAUGGAGCCCUCUAUGAAGGACGGAACCCAGGUUUCUACGUGGAAGCAAAUCCUAUGCCAACAUUUAAGUGUGCAGUCAAAGCCCUCUUUGACUACAAGGCACAGAGAGAAGAUGAGCUGACCUUUACGAAGAGUGCCAUCAUUCAGAAUGUAGAAAAGCAGGAGGGAGGCUGGUGGAGGGGAGACUACGGAGGGAAGAAACAGCUGUGGUUCCCAUCAAAUUAUGUGGAAGAGAUGGCCAGCCCUGCUGCUCUAGAGCCUGAGAGAGAGCAGCUGGAUGAGAACAGCCCCCUGGGAGAUCUGCUCCGUGGAGUCUUGGAUGUGCCAGCCUGUCAGAUCGCUAUCCGCCCAGAGGGGAAGAACAACCGACUGUUCGUAUUCUCCAUUAGCAUGGCUUCCAUUGCACAUUGGUCCCUGGAUGUGGCUGCCGAUUCACAGGAGGACCUACAGGACUGGGUGAAAAAGAUCCGGGAGGUGGCCCAGACCGCAGAUGCCCGGCUCACGGAGGGGAAGAUGAUGGAACGAAGGAAGAAAAUCGCCCUGGAGCUGUCUGAACUCGUCAUCUACUGUCGGCCCGUCCCCUUCGAUGAGGAUAAGAUCGGCACUGAGCGGGCUUGCUACCGAGACAUGUCGUCCUUUCCUGAGACCAAGGCGGAGAAAUACGUGAAUAAGACCAAAGGCAAGAAGUUCUUACAGUAUAAUCGGCUUCAGCUGUCCCGCAUCUACCCUAAGGGCCAGCGGCUAGACUCCUCUAACUAUGACCCCCUGCCCAUGUGGAUUUGUGGCAGCCAGCUUGUGGCCCUCAACUUCCAGACCCCAGAUAAACCCAUGCAGAUGAACCAAGCCUUGUUCAUGUCCAGUGGGCGCUGUGGCUACGUGAUGCAACCAAGCAACAUGAGAGAUGAAGCCUUCGACCCCUUUGACAAGUGCACCUUGCGGGGGAUAGAGCCAUGUGCAGUCUGCAUUGAGGUCCUGGGGGCCCGGCAUCUCCCCAAGAAUGGUCGUGGCAUCGUGUGUCCUUUCGUGGAGAUUGAGGUAGCUGGGGCCGACUACGACAACAUGAAGCACAAGACAGAAUUUGUGGUGGACAACGGCCUAAACCCAGUAUGGCCAGCAAAGCCCUUCCACUUCCAGAUUAGCAACCCUGAGUUUGCUUUCCUGCGCUUUGUGGUAUAUGAAGAAGACAUGUUCAGUGACCAGAAUUUCUUGGCUCAGGCCACCUUCCUCGUGAAAGGCCUAAAGACAGGAUACAGAGCGGUGCCUUUGAAGAAUAACUACAGUGAGGAUCUGGAAUUGGCCUCUCUGCUUAUCAAAAUAGAUAUAUUUCCUGCCAAGCAGGAGAACGGUGAAGUCAGUCCCUUUGGCAGCUCCUCAUUCCGAGAUCGGGGCUCUGAAGCUCCAGGCCAGCUACUCCACGGACGGGCCCGAGAGGGCUCCUUCGAAGCCCGCUAUCAACAGCCAUUUGAGGAUUUCCGCAUCUCCCAGGAGCACCUAGCAGACCACUUUGACAGCCGGGAACGAAGGGCCCUGCGCAGAACUCGUGUCAACGGAGACAACCGCCUCUAGACGCGACCGCUCUGGCCUUGGAGAAUCAUGUGGGUUUUCGCAGCGGACGCCUCGUGGAAUUCUGUGAACUGGUUUCUUUGGAGACAGCGCCGCUCUGGCCCUUCCUUCAGGCAGCCCUCCCGGGUUCUCUGCCGGCAGCCCGCUCUUCUGGCAGAGACACGUUCCACAAAACCCAAGCCAUUGAUCAGCCGUUUGACUGUCCUGGGUCUGUAGAGGACCGAACACCGCGCCUGGCACUGAGCACAAACACCUCGUCCCGACUCCUCCGAGAUUGGUGCUCGCGUCUCGCCCCUCCUGGGAAGGACGGGGCCCUCGUCCCCGCUCCCUGCCGCCCCGCCUCGCCUCGCCGAGCGUGGGGGCUCCGAGGGGCCCGCUCCGGCCUCCCCGCUUCCCCGAGGGGCCUGCGAGGACUCACCCCCAAGAACAAAGUUUACAUCCUCCUGUAGCUUUAAAACCGCGAAUGAACGUUGGCAGAGAGGCCGCCGCCGCUCCUGAGGCGUUGGUGCCUCGCCCCAUCUGGGCCCCGGCUGGGUGGGUGCCUCGUCGGUCACCCCGAAGCCCCGCGGGGGUGUCUGUGAGGAGCGUUUUACCUGGCGAGCGGGGCGAGGAAGGCGAUAUUGCAGACGCAGCAGUAUGGCCCUGGAACACUAACCCUCUUUCAGGAUGGAAUGCUCUCCUGAGGUUAAAACAUGUUAAAAAUAGCAGUAUUAUUUUUUCUUCUAAAUUGUAUUGUAACUAAGUUAUUUACUCCUCCCCAAACGGUUUCUCUCAUCACAGGUGAACCCCCAAAGCGGGUGGCAUUUUAAAAAAAAAAAAAGACCCUUUGCUAACCCCCGACGUCCAGCUUCCCGAGCAGAGCCUUGCACUAGCCCAGGUGCUUCGUGGUGGCUGGUUGGAGGACCUUCAAGCAGUGACUUAGUCAGUGUUAAUGGCAGUCCCUGGAGAAACUGGGGAGGAGAAUAGCCAACUUUUUUUUUUUAAGGGAAAGAAGGCACAUUUUAGGACUAUGUUUUUUUAGGCAUGAAAAGGGAAUAUGGAGUUGUUUUCAAGAGCAAGGGAAGUAUCGGGAAGUCUGUAUCUGACAUUGGAUGGCCAGGUAGACAGCUGUGAGGGUCGAACCAGCAGCCUGGGUGUACCCACCUGGAAUGACCGACCCGCAGGCCCCAAGGAAGAGGCCCCCCUCAGACCGGACUAGGAGAAACCGACUGGUUUCUGGUUGGGAGAACAGAUUCUAUAGAACCUACAAAGGGGGUCUCAUGUCCUAGGCAUGAGACAGUGGGGCCCACCCUGGGGCCGGAGCUUGCAGGGAGCUGCCCCCCUCAGUUUGGGGCCCUCAAGACCUGACUGCCGAAUAAAAAGGCCUCCUGUGAUUCCUCCCACCCCUAAUCGGUGUAUUCUUUAUGGGGGAGAAAGAAGAGGGGCUGGGAAAACUAUUAGCACUUAGUCACCUGUACAGCAAGCAAAGAAGAGGCUGCCAGCUAGGAAAAAGACCUAAUGCAGCAGCAUUUUUUUUGCCUGAAUGGUUUCCAUCAUCCCCCUUAGGGGGUGGGGAGAGAGGGCGGUUGAACGGAGAAGGUUCCAGUUCCUCGUUUCGAAACUUCCAUUCAGACGAACUUUUCCCAUAAGGCCAGCCGCCCAAUAGGUCUAUCCUCUGUUGGUUUGUAAAGAAGUUUGGUAACCUCUUGGCACCUCUCGUUACCCCCCCCAACCCUGUCCUCAAAAGGCCCCCAGCUGCUCUGAAAGCAGACCUGCCUACCUAUCCCCCGCCGGCCAGGCUGCUGCUGAGCAAGCAUCUCUUAUAAACGAUCUCCCCUUUCAAACUCCCAUCUCAGCAGUUUACAUCUAAACUUAGGCAGACUGAUGCCGUUUUCAAGAAGUCGAUAUAAAGCGAUUUCCUAAAGCCCAAGGAAGUAGCCUAUCCCCUAGGAAUAGCAAAUGUCUAAAGAGAAAAGAAACCUGUCCAGGGAGAGGUUUUUAUUAUAGUCAACUUGAGGUGGCUUAAAAAUUGUUGCCACGAAGAAGAACAAUUUGAACUCCAGGCAAUAUACAAUGCCAUCCCAGAGGAGCAUUUUCAAGAAAAUGUCUGUUUUAUGCGAGUGUGUUUUAUUGGGACUCAGAGAAUUGUAUGCUCGAUAGGCUCUCAACGCCAUCGCCACCCCCUUCUCCAAAACAAAGGACUUGGUUGAACCUAUGGUGCCUGGGAUCAGAAGCGGCGUCGCCUUGCGGAGGCUUGGAAAAGCGAAGUUAUUGGCGAUAUUUAAAAGUCAGUGAGCUGAAAGCAUGAGGAAGACCUUGGGCAUCUGUUUUCCAGCCCUCUCUUCUUGUUUCCUCUAGGGCUGUAUUGGAAAGUAGAUGCUAACAUAUGGUCCACCCCACUCCAGUGUUCUUAGUUGUUCCGUUGAUGGGAUUUAAUACAAAAGACUAUACUUGAUGUUUCCUCCUGGGGGCAUUAAAUGACUACAUAGGAAUCGGGAAAAGCAACCCUUUCCCAUUGUGCCCAUAAAAAGAGAUCCCAGGCUACCUUAUGGCAACAUCGUAUGCAUUACUGUAGAGAAGUCAGUUCCUGUAGGGAAUCGGCUUGGGGUUUUAAAAAUUCCUUGAACCCCGUUUUCCAUUCUCUCAUUUUGUUUUUUAAUAUUAGAAAAAAAAUGGUAACAUCUUGAUGCUAGGAGAGAACGCUUUUCCUGAUUAGUAAAUGGUGAGGAUGGACAAUGGAGCAGCAUACCAUUGUCAAGUCUACUUCAUUACAAAAUGUACUUUGUUCAUUUAUUCUGACCAGUUUAGUUUUUAUGAAUAAAUACCUCAGUUUACUA
This is a messenger RNA of Gracilinanus agilis (Agile Gracile Mouse Opossum), 6692 nucleotides long. It is a transcript of the gene PLCG1, whose product is annotated as phospholipase C gamma 1. The transcript is spliced from 32 exons. Gene Ontology annotation, biological process: phosphatidylinositol-mediated signaling; positive regulation of epithelial cell migration; phospholipid catabolic process. Gene Ontology annotation, molecular function: phosphatidylinositol-4,5-bisphosphate phospholipase C activity; calcium ion binding; protein binding. The record is from RefSeq and is a predicted model, not a curated record. Lineage: Eukaryota; Metazoa; Chordata; Mammalia; Didelphimorphia; Didelphidae. The coding region runs from base 1 to 3879 and encodes 1292 amino acids.